Trichobilharzia szidati is the source of this 2817-nucleotide messenger RNA. The record is from the annotation of a GenBank genome assembly. Lineage: Eukaryota; Metazoa; Platyhelminthes; Trematoda; Strigeidida; Schistosomatidae.
CGUGAUGCUGGUGCGACAGAGCUGGACAUAUAUACAAUUAAGGACAGUUCCGUACGUGGGAAUUUCCUACUCUGUUUUGCAGACAAUGGUUGCGGCAUGACAACAGAUGAGGUCAAAAAUGUCAUAAUAUUCGGGAAGUCACUAAAGAAGUGUGAGGACAGUGCCGCCAUAGGUAUGUAUGGGAAUGGCUUAAAAUCUGGUUCUAUGCGAAUUGGAAAGGACUUGAUUUUGUUCACCAAAAAGGAUGGCAUAUACACAUGUUUAUUUCUCUCAAGGACUUUCCACGAAGAGGAGAAACUUGAUGAGGUAGUUGUUCCUAUGCCCUCGUUUAAAGGCACAGAGAAAACUCCUAUUGCGGACACUCCUGAAGAGAGGAAGAAACAUGAACUCGAAAUGUUUAUAAUUCUGAAGUAUUCGCCAUUCCGCUGCACGAAGGAUUUCUUCGCACAAUUCGAUAAACUUAAAGAGAAUUCAGGGACCGUAGUGAUUAUAUACAAUAUGAAGCUUCUCGACCAUGGAGGACCUGAGUUGGAUGUAACUACAAAUACCAGAGAUAUACUUCUUAGCCCUGGUUCAGAACAAGAAGAGACCGUUGAACGGGAUGCAGAAGUUAUGCUCCCACCUGAAAGACGCAGUCUUCGGGCGUAUGUAUCAAUUCUCUAUUCUGACCCUCGUAUGAAGGUGUAUUUACAAGGUCGGAAAGUACAAACCAAAAGACUACUUGCAACGCUACAUAGUGCUCGAAAAUACAAUUUUGCUAGUAAAACUUUUCGUACCAGAGCUGAAGCAGAUUUAGCAAAAGCUAAAAAUGAUGUGAGAAUAGCUGAGCUUCGUGCUCAAGAGGCAGAAAGCAAGGCUCGGGAUUGUGAACUUCGCUACCAAGGCUCUGAAGACCCUGAACAUUUGCGUCAAAUACGUCGUCUUAAAAAUGCUGCUGCCGAGCUACGUUCAGCUGUGGAAAUGAAACAGAAUAUUGUUGCAAGAAAAUCAAAAUCAAUCAAGGAUCCUAAGACGCUUACAUUUUAUUUCGGUGUAAAUGUUAUGAAUCGUGCUUGUGAUGGUAUGUUUGUUUAUAAUUGUUCCCGUUUAAUCAAAAUGUACCAACGGAUUGGGCCACAACAAGAUUCUAGCAUGAUGUGCCGUGGUGUCGUUGGCAUUGUUGAUGUCCCCUAUAUGGUCCUUGAGCCCACACAUAAUAAACAAGAUUUUGCAGAUGCUAAAGAAUAUCGUCAAUUAAUGCGUGCAAUGGCAGAUCAUUUAAUGCAGUAUUGGGAUGAUCUUGGAAUCGAUAAAGAAUCAGAUAGUUUAAUACGAUUUUGGAAAAGUUUUGGUUAUUUGUCAGCACGUUGGCGGGAUCCACCUAGUAUAGAGGAUAAAUAUGCCCGUCGUCGUUGUUGUUCCGUUUCUAUAUGUGUCCAGUGUGAUAAAUGUCUAAAAUGGAGAAUACUUCCGUUCUCACAAAGUCUUGUCGGACGAGAUGUCCCAGAUAAUUGGCAAUGUCGAGAUAAUACGGAUCAUAAGCAUAAAAAAUGUGAAGAUCCCGAAGAAGAUAUGAGUCCACCAAUGGGAGUUCUUAAGCGAAAAAUUAAAACGAAAGAACAAAGACAAGCAGAACUUGAAAAACAAAUCCGCAAAAAACAAGAGGAACUUGAAUUAAUUCAAGAUCCUGAUGAUGAAAAAACUGAUGAUUCCAGUGCCACUUCUAACCGUAGUAGUCGGAUGAGUGGAUCUGCCAAUGGCAAAUCUCCACGUAAACGGCCUUCUCAACCACCUCCACCUACUGCAGAUCCUCCGAACAAAAAAUCUACUCAUGCUCCUCCGCCGCCACCGCCUCCUCGUGCUAUGACAGUUGCUGAUAAGAAACAUCAAGCUGCUGGAUUAGCAUCAUCCAAUGGUCCUUCAUCUUCAACAGUUGAAAAGCGUACUGGUUUACCGUUACCAACAAUUAAUCAACGCCAACCACGUCCUGGUGGAUUAGUCCCUAAAAUCCCACAGCGUAAUUCAAUUGCUCCUAAAGUACGCAGAGUUACAACAGCUGAAGAUGAAAGCAGCAAUGAAGAGACUAGUGAUGAAGAAGAAGACGAGGAGGAGGAGAAGGAGAAAGAAGUUACUAAGCAGACAACUCCGAAAACUAAUCGUAACAAACUAAGUACUCCUCCAUCAAAAGUGAAUAAUCCUGUUGUUGCUGCAGCGAGUAGUUCAACAGUACCGAGUACUUCUCAAUCCCAAGAGAGAAAUACGUCGAGAAGCACUGAUAAAGUAAAUGGAAAGAAGGCUAGUAAAACGGAAAAGAGUCCUGUACAAGAUGUAAUUACAGUGCAUCAUCGAAACAGAAAUUCAACGGAUCGUGAUAAUAAUGGUGAAGUAGCAUCGAUUCCAAUGAAAAAAGAUCCGCUGGUAAAUGAGAAUUCAGUUGGAGAUAAAACAACAGAGGUGAAUUCCUCUUCAACUGUAGUAACCUCUUUUCCCUCAGAAACGAAUAUUGCAAUGAAUAGAAAAAUCCAAGAGAAAUUCAAGGUUUGUUUACGAUAUUUCUUACCGCCGUCAUGGUCAGUGGAAAAGGAUAGAAUCCAUACACUUACAGAAUCAGAUCUUGCAAGCUUCCCUUUAGAAGAUUUCUUUGAUAGAUAUGAACAAGGUCUUCGAAAACUGUUAACCUCCUUCCGAAAGGAAACCGCAGUAGUCACAGAUCAACUGACAGAAUUACGGUCCAAUGUUUGUGAAUUUCUGAAGAAAUACGAUCCAGACUUCAAAGAACCCUUGAAUAAUAUCGAAGAAGUGGAUAAUUAUCUGAAAAAUUUCCUUGCAAAAAGUUGA